Molecule: messenger RNA, 357 nt
Organism: Angiostrongylus costaricensis
Lineage: Eukaryota; Metazoa; Nematoda; Chromadorea; Rhabditida; Metastrongylidae
Source: the annotation of a GenBank genome assembly
AUGGCGAGCGUGACGGACGGGCACGACGACGAACACGAAGAUUUCCCAGGAAUCGUCGCCACCCGGGAACCGAACGAUGCGACGCUCGAAGAGAGCGCGCAACCGGCGGACGCGCAGAGCGCCGGCCAUUGCCGUGGUCAGCACGCAGACGACAGAGUGGGCGGGGGACAGAGACGCGGAACGGCUGACAGUAUGGGUGGUCGCCCGCCUGGUCGCCUGGCCCGCGGUGUGGACCGGCGACAAUCGCGAGCGGGUGUUCAUCAACGAAAUGAUGAUGGUGCCGUGUUAUGCAGUAUGGGUGGGUGCUUGAUCGUCGUCAUGCGCUGCAGCGAUCGGGUGGUGGCAGUGCCUGUGUGA